GUUUAAUGUUGAAACGUUUGAUUUGUUAUCUGUAUCACACAACAUAUGCUAAUUAUAGCUGGUUAAUGAGCUGUAAUAUAAUAUACAUACGUUCACAACGUUUCAUUAAUCACCUAAAUGUAUUUUUCUAAACAGAAGAUGAUCAGAUGACUUGCAUGCAAUGUUUUGUUUUGAAGGCCUUUUUGAACGGGCCUCUGUGCCUCCCCUUGCCGUAUGUUUGGUUCUCGUGAAAUCCCAGUCUGAAGAUAUUUUUAUAUUAUCAAAUAUAUUUCAGUUUGCUGAAAAUGGAGCAUAAUAUUUCAUAGACAUCUUCUGGUGUAUAUUGAUGUUUCCGUUUCCUGGCUACCGCAACUUUUGUGUUUUUAGCGUAGUUGGCUAAUGUUAACUAAUGUGCUAACGUUAGCUACCAACAUAUCGCUAGACAGUAGGCUACAGUGGCAAUUGUAUAAGGUAACUAGUUAGCUAGUUAUGUAUGAUAAUGUAUGUCGUUAUCAUAUACAUUUGUAAUGGUUGUCCAAUGCCAAUACUUUUCGGAGGUGUGUAAAUUGACCAGAAUGUAGCUAGUUAACUAUCUACUAACGUUAGCAAGCUAGCUGCCCAAGAAAUGUAGCUAGCUAGAUAGCAAACGUUAGCUAUCUAGCUCGGCUCGCUAACGUUACCUAAGUUGCUAGCUAAUGUACGAUAGGUAGCAAGUAAGUAAAUAUGGUAGCUAACUAUUUGUUUUGAUAACUAACUAGUAUUUGUCGGGCUGUUUAGUAGAUAAUUAGACACGUAGUUUACUUAACGUUAUUUAAUUCAAUGCGCUCAAGAAGUGUGCAUGUAUUAGCUAGCGAGCUAUUCCUUCAGUUUUAAUCAUAACGUUAGUUAGGUAAUAGUUCUAUUUUUAUGAGAGCCUCGUUUAAUUCAAGGUUAUCUAACGUUAACUAGCUAAUGGAAUAACUGGUGACAUUCUGAAAAUGACAUUGUGACAUUACAGGACAGCGUUUCCACAUCCUGUAUUUAUUUGCAUGUAACGGGCAACUUCAGUCUGACUGCAUCCUCGUGCGCAUGAAUGUACUGUGGCCACAGCUGAUGUUCUCAAGGACAAGAGUCACGUGAUGUAUGAGGGCAAACACAUCCACUUCUCGGAGGUGGACAAUAAGCCAUUGUGCUCAUACAGCCCAAAGCUCUGCAAGCAGCGCAGGCUCAAUGGCUAUGCCUUCUGUAUCCGUCAUGUCCUGGAGGAUAAGACUGCCCCCUUCAAGCAAUGUGAAUAUGUGGCCAAGUACAACAGCCAACAGUGCACCAACCCCAUCCCCAAGUCUGAGGACCGCAGAUACUGUAACAGCCACCUCCAAGUUCUUGGGUUUAUCCCCAAGAAGGAGCGGAAGAAGAAGCAUGAUACAUUGGAGGAGAUGCGCUCACGACCUCACCUGGAGUCAGUGGCUCUUAACAUAACUGUGCCCUCGCUGGCCCUAAAGGCCUCCAACGGCCUGGACGAGCUGCCACCCUCUCCACCCUGCACCCGUCUCUUACCCCUCCCAGACGGGGAGAUCCUGGACCCUUUUGCCUUUUAUGAGGACGACACAAACGGGGAAGAGUGCGCUGCUCGGAAGGGCUCCGCUGUCAGGAAGAAACUACACAGUCGGCUGGUGCUCAGCCAGAAACUCCAGCUCCACCAUCACGACACUGACUUUUUCCAACCACCUUUAGAGCACUUUAGCCCCUCUCCUCUUCCCCGUGUGCACCCCUCCUCACCCCUCCACCCUCACCUCCCCCGUAAACAGCAGGCAGGACUCCUCCAGCCCCCCCAGCACUCCACCAUGCCCUCGUUUGUCCUCCCAGGACAGCAGCAGGGUUUUUUAUGCAAGCCAGCUCCACCUCAGACUCCCGCCUUUCUGCCUGUCGGGCUGCCCCCCAACACGGCUCCCAGUCAGGUGCAGUCCUCUGGUCCCCCCCUCAGCAGGAAAGCUCUGUUCACUGCCACGCCCUUGCCAUCCAGUAGCUGGGACAGCACUCAGCGGCAUAUGGUGGCCAUGCGCCCAGCUGCCUUCUCACCUCCCCCUGCCUGCCUGGCCAGGUUACAGCAUCUGGUACAGCUCUGCGCCCAAAGACAUCAGGAGCACGGAGACCUUUUCCCUCAUCUAGGGUUGGACUGGUCUGAAGACAGUGCAGAGGAUGAUGACGUGGAGGCCGAGAGAGUUCCACCAUAUCACAACGCCUGGAGACUACAGGAAGGACACAUACAGGACGUCUCUGAUGAAGAUGCCGGUAGCUCUCGGAGAACACGUCUGGCGCGGCUGUGCUCGUACCUCCAGGAUAAAUACAAGCACUUGUGCAGGCAGGAGAGGGCAACCAUGCGCCAGAAGAGAUACCGCUAUGCCUUCCGCAAAGCCCUGCUGCAUGCCGCCAGUAAAGACCCUGACUGUGCUGGCCAGUUGAUCCAGGAGCUGCGCAAGGUCUCCCAGACCUCAUCAAGUGCGCUGGGGCAGCAGGAGACAGAGGCGGGAAUCUGCACUGGAAGUACCAAGGGCCGGGCCUGCACUAGCCAAGCUCUACCCUUCACCCGACACUGCUUCCAGCACGUUCUGUUGAAUCGCUCCCAGCAGCUCUUCUCCAGUUGCACAGCCAAAUUUGCAGAUGGACAACAAUGCUCCAUCCCUGUGUUUGACAUCACGCAUCAGACACCGCUCUGUGAGGAGCAUGCCAAAAAGAUGGACAAUUUCCUGCGUGGGGAUGGUAACAGAAGAGUGCAGCACCAGCAACAGCAGCAGCGGAAGCCGCGGAAGAAGAGCAAACCGCCGGCGCUCACCAAGAAACACAAAAAGAAGAGGAGGAGAGGGCCAUGGCGGCCCCAAAAGCCCAUCCCGCCGGCUCUGCCCCAGGGGAACUUGGGAAUGCCUUCCUCCUCCAGCCUGACCAUGCCCACCCAGGCUAGCAUCAGGAGUCCUUCGACGCCCGAACUGAGCACUGAUGAGCUUCCUGAUGACAUCACCAAUGACAUGGCAGACAUUCCAAACGACCUCGAGCUGAACCAGGAAGACUUCUCGGACGUGUUACCCAGGCUCCCCGAUGACCUGCAGGACUUUGACUUGUUUGAAGGUAAAAAUGGGGAGCUGCUACCCACCACGGAGGAGGCUGAAGAGCUGGUGCGAGCACUGCAGGCUGGGCUGAUGGGCUCCUACCCAGACUCCCUGGUGUGCCUGACCUCCAUGGCGGAGAUGGCGCAGGCAGAUGGAGUGGACCAUCGGGUCAUGGCAGCAGUGUUUCCUGGGCCAGGGGUCCAGCCGGGUGGGAUUGGGGACCUGCUCAAUGGCCGCAUCCCCCCAGAGAACUUCUCCAGCCUGGAGCUGGAGGACAACCUGCUGCACUCUGCUGGAGGCCACUUCUCCUCUGCGGUGUCACCUCAGCAGCCCCAGGGCCAGGCCCCCCCCCCUGGGCCUAGCCUCACCACCCCCACAGUCGCACAGAGCCCCCUGUCAGAGCGAACGUUCCCCCGGACACACCAGCCCAACAUCCUGGCCAAGCCUGAAGUGCCCACCUCGUCUCCACAGGGCAGCCAUUACAGCAGCGAGCAUGUGCCAUCCCCCUAUAGUGACCACAUGUCCUCCCCCCAUGCCACCUCCUUCCAGACAGAGACUCCUCUCCUUGUGGAGGUCCCUCUGAGCGGGGUACCAGGCCCCCCGCAGUCCUCCUGGAACAACCUCCACUUGCCCCUCACUGACCCCACACAGUUUGGCAACCUCAUCAGACCUGAGGGCCACCUCAUAUCCACCUCUCUUUCCACUCCCCCCUCCUCCACCUCCCACUCUGUGACCCUGCAGCCCAUGGCUGCCCUCUCAGCGAUCCCCCAGAGCGGCCUGACGGGCUUGACUGCUCCCCCCAAUCCCUCACCACGCGACCUCCUGACGUCCACCCAGUCCAAGCAGCAGCUCCCUCAGUUCAGCGCUGCCUUUGGCCACCAGCUGGCCUCCCACAGUGGCAUCCCCAAGGACGUGCAGCCCAGUCACAGCUCCACGGCACCCCCCACUGGCUUCUCCAUAGCUAGUGCCACCGCUGCAAGUGCCAACAGUGCAACACCCCCUUUUCCACACAGUGACUGAGAGCGAGCCGGUCAAACCAUGGACUCUAGACACUCAUUCACCCACAGUCGAUGCAUUUUCCAUCUACUUCAAGUGUGAAAUGUGGUAACGGUGCACUAUACUAUCUGAAUUUCCACAACCUCAGAUAUUCCUUAACUGUAAUGAUUUGGUGAUGUUAUAGCCAUUUGGCCAUCUGAAAAGGGUAUGCAAGAGUCCAGUGGUUUGAUGUGAAUGCCGCUCGAGGGUUUCACCAGCAGGAGGAGAUGUUGGGCAGCGUUUGUGUGGAGGGAGGGAGGUCCCUUAGUUGAAACAUGGACUCACUUGGAGGAACAUUGGAGGAAGUACCUUUAGGAGCGAUUAUUCCUAUCAUAGUGACCGCAACAGUGCUAGGGAAUUCUAUGACAAAGCCUCAAUCAGUGGUCUGUUUUUUUUUUUUUGUAUCGCCAGUUUAGUCCUGUCUUAAGUCUUCAACUAUAACCUGCCUUGCUAUGAUCAUUGCAUCGCCUCAUCUGUUCCUCAUUCCAUUCACCUUUGAAAGAGAUUCUAGGGUAGAUCCUUUGUAGGCAUCUGUGUGUGACCCAUUAUGAAGCAACAGAGGAAAUUGCUCUGUCGAAUAUCAUGAAGUAGACUUAUCUCCUCCCACGACUUAACAGACACAAUUUGGCCGAACCACUUUUAAACAGCUUUUUUUUAAUAUUGUGUAUAUAUUUGUUAUUUUAUCGGUUUACUCAAAUGUAAAAGGUCUUUUGACCUCACCAUUCUUUGGGGAACUCCUUACGGGUGGCCUAUUAGACACUUGAAGGUAAAUCUUGUUACUUUAAGCAAUAAACACAUUGCCAUACUCGGUCACAGUCGUGUAAUGUAUUGUAUUAGUCUUCACUUUAUGUAUCUUCAUUAUGUAAUCCAUACCAAUGUGGACCAGAAAUAUUUUGGGGCCUGUAUAACUCCUGUGUCAUAAACAGUUUGUUCUAAAUCAAGGCUAAUCUGUUUGAGUAGAGAUAUAGACUGUCUGUAACUGAACAGGAGCCAGCUUGCCAAAAGCAUCUUAAGGCUAUAAGUUAAUUGUUAGGAUCCUAUAGUUCUAACGAUGAACUUAGCCUUAAGAUGCUUUUGGGAAACCGGGCCCAGGUCAGGAAGCUUCUCUUGGGUCAUACUUAGUUUUAAAUAGCAAAGGGAAAAAGGGUCACUGUUAUUGCAAGGGUAAUGGCCAUAUCUAGGGGCUUUAUUGUCCGCAACUCUCCAUGGUGCUCUCUGGUCUUGCUAAAUAAUGGCGUUUUUAUUGGGACAUGCAUGCAUGUGGUCCCUCCUAAGAGAAACUCUCUACUUCAGGAACCCAGUGGGGGGGAAAUGGUUCUCUUCAAUAUCAGAACUCAUUCAGUAAAGGACCAGAAUGUUGUCUUUCACUAGUCUAGCAGUGUAUAUGGAUACAGUGGAUGUGUAUAUGGAUGUGAAAUUAUGGCCCCCUUGUUUAACCCUCUGUUAGCUGUCUGUGGUAGUGACACCAUUGAUGUAAACUGGUGCAAUGAGCAUUUGAGGUAUAGCACUGUCUGUUGUAAUACAAAACUAUUAUCAGGUGAAUUAAGGUCAAUGAAGCAUGGGUCUCUGUUAACUGUUUGGUUAGGGAAUGAGGAUGGACUGUACCUGACAACUCUGUCCUAUCUGCUUUUAAUAACUCUUAUUACAGCAGUAAACCAUGAGGUUCGGUAUAUAUUUUUUUAACUGAAAGAUACUCAGUGUUAAGUAUUAGAUAUAUUUGUAGGGUAGAAAUCUCUACAGUGGGUUUUAUUGGUGAGUUAACGAGUUGCAAUGGAUUGAAAAUGAAGUAAAACAAAAAAUAAAACAAAUCUUGCCAUUUGCAAAGUGCUUGAUGGAAACCUUUCUCUUGUUUUAAUGGCUAGCAGAACUCUUCAUUUAUCUGAAGUGGAAUGAUCGAUGUUUCUGUACACUGUCAAUUAUAAGACAAUGUCUAUAAUUAUGUAAGACAGUCAUUUUGAUAGCUAUUACAUUCUGGCAAGCAUUUGCUGCUGAAAGACUGGUAUUGCAUGGAGAGACAACCUGACAGCUGAGUGCAAAGCCACAACAUUUCUCCCUCAUUUACUACUGGAUCACUCUAGAGAGCAGUAAAUCCAACCAUAGCGUUGCAUACCAUUUUAACCUUUUUUUUUUAAAUGUUCUUUGCAAGUACUAGGGAUAUACAUAACAGCACCUGUAAUCAGUUUGGAUUUGGAGGACAUCGCUGACCUGCUCUAAACAGGACUGAGAGGCCAGAGAUUCACCUAGUAGGCAUCUUGUAUUUUGUCAGGAUACGGAUUACUAACAGCUGUCAACUGCACACACAUAUUUUUAAGACCUGAGCAGGCCCCAAUUCCAACUGAAGGCCUAGUUCUUUCUCCCAGUUCCAAAGAGACACAUUACCAGAGCAGACUCAAGUUUGUUUCUUUUGCUUGACCACCCCAUUGUUGUUCCUAGAUGUACAGCCCCUAGGAAUUAGGUGGGCUGGAAAGUGGUCUUGAAUUUGCGCAAGCAAGGCGAUACUGCUGUAUUCAAAGCAUGAGAUGAGAGACAUUGCACAGCUAGACUCCCCACCAACGAUAUAGAUCCAACUCCACGGGGCGCUUGAAAUCUGAGAGAUUGGCUGACAAAUUCCUAUACUCAUUGAAUGUACUGUAUUACUGUUUUUAAACAUGAUAGGAUGAGCUAAUAAUAAUCUAGUCACCUUUUAUUGGUCCUUGUUUAAUUUGUCUAAGGUAUUUUUUUGUAUACAAAGGUUUACAUUUUUAUGUAUAUUUUUCUUGUGUACAAAUGAUGUAAUAUGUGUAUAAACACUGUAUGUAAUAUCUGUAUAUAGUGUGAUAAUUUGAUCUGUUUUUUGGAUGUAUAAAUAAAACUUGCUGUGAGGUAUUCGCUGA
Molecule: messenger RNA, 6970 nt
Organism: Oncorhynchus kisutch (coho salmon)
Lineage: Eukaryota; Metazoa; Chordata; Actinopteri; Salmoniformes; Salmonidae
Product: INO80 complex subunit D
Exons: 10
Coding region: 1098-4082 (994 amino acids)
Cellular component (GO): nucleus
Source: RefSeq, a predicted model, not a curated record